Labeo rohita (rohu) is the source of this 2647-nucleotide messenger RNA. RefSeq names its product paramyosin. The record is from RefSeq and is a predicted model, not a curated record. Bases 1 to 2571 code for a protein of 856 amino acids. Lineage: Eukaryota; Metazoa; Chordata; Actinopteri; Cypriniformes; Cyprinidae. The transcript has 5 exons.
AUGGAACUAGUGAGUGUUAAUAAACAUGAUAACCAUGAGACCUGCAGCAAGUACAAUGAGAUGGGACUGGACAGAGAUGAAGAUAUUUAUCCAAAUCAGACUGAAGCAAGAGCUCAAAACAGAGGUUUGUCAGUAGGAAACAAGUGUCUUGUGUUGAGCACUGUGUGCUUUGGCCUCACAUGCAUUUUCCUGGUGGCUGCCAUUGUAGUACUGUAUAUCAAGCUUACGGCAGAGAGAGAAGUACAGGCUACACACAUGUUACAGUCUGGUUCAAAAUUUCAAACAGAGAAAGAUCAGUUGCAGAACAGCUUCAACUCUUUGAGUCAGAAGAACCUGCAACUGGAGACCAGAAUCAAUGAUCUCAUUGCACAGAAAAAACAGUUACAGAGCAACUUCAGUUCUUUAAGUCAGAGGGAUCUGGAACUUGAGACCAGAAUCAAAGAUUGCAUUGCUGAACAAAGCCAGUUGGAGACCAGAGUCAAAGAACUCACUGCUGAGAAGAGCCAGUUACAGAGCAACUUCAAGUCUUUAAGUCAAAAGAAACUGGAGCUGGAGACCAGAGUAAAUGAUCUGACUACAGAGAAAGAGCAGAUACAAAUAAGCUUUGACUCUUCAAGUCAGAACAAACUGGAGCUGGAGAACAGAGUCAAAGACCUCACUGCUGGGAAAAGCCGGCUGGAGACCAGAGUCAAUGAUCUCACUGCUGAGAAGAGCCAGUUGGAGAGAAUAGUCAAUAAUCUCACUGCUGAGAAGAGCCAGACACAGAGCAACUUCAAGUCUUUAAGUCAGAAGAAACUGGAGCUGGAGACCACUCUCGAUGAUCUCACUGCUGAGAAAAGCCAGUUACAGAUAAACUUUAACUCUUUAAGUCAGAAGAAACUGGAGCUGGAGAGCAGAGUCAAAGAUCUCACUGCUGAGAAGAGCCAGUUGGAGAGAAGAGUCAAUAAUCUUACUGCUGAGAAGAGCCAGAUACAGAGCAACUUCAAGUCUUUAAGUCAGAAGAAACUGGAGCUGGAGACCAGAGUCAAUGAUCUCACUGCUGAGAAGAGCCAGUUGGAGAGCAGAGUCAAUAAUCUCACUGCUGAGAAGAGCCAGAUACAGAGCAACUUCAAGUCUUUAAGUCAGAAGAAACUGGAGCUGGAGACCAGAGUAAAUAACCUCACUACAGAGAAAAGCCAGAUACAAAGAAGUUUUGACUCUUCAAGUCAGAAAAAACUGGAGCUGGAGACUAAAGUAAAAAAUCUCACUGCUGAGAAGAGGCAGUUGGAGAAUAUUGUUAAAGACUUCACUGUUGGGAAAAGCCGGUUGGAGACCAGUCUCAACGAUCUAACUGCUGAGAAAAGCCAGUUACAGAGCAACUUCAAUACUUUAAGUCAAAAGAAACUGGAGCUGGAGACCAGAGUCAAUGAUCUCACUGCUGAGAAGAGCCAGUUGGAGACCAGAGUCAAUGAUCUCACUGCUGAGAAAAGCCGGUUGGAGACCAGAGUCAAUGAUCUCACUGCUGAGAAAAGCCGGUUGGAGACCAGAGUCAAUGAUCUCACUGCUGAGAAGAGCCAGUUGGAGACCAGAGUCAAUGAUCUCACUGCUGAGAAAAGCCGGUUGGAGACCAGAGUCAAUGAUCUCACUGCUGGAAAAAGCCGGUUGGAGACCAGAGUCAAUGAUCUCACUGCUGAGAAAAGCCGGUUGGAGACCAGAGUCAAUGAUCUCACUGCUGAGAAAAGCCGGUUGGAGACCAGAGUCAAUGAUCUCACUGCUGGAAAAAGCCGGUUGGAGACCAGAGUCAAUGAUCUCACUGCUGAGAAGAGCCAGUUACAGAGCAACUUCAAUACUUUAAGACAAAAGAAACUGGAGCUGGAGACCAGAGUCAAUGAUCUCACUGCUGGGAAAAGCCGGUUGGAGACCAGUCUCAACAAUCUAACUGCUGAGAAAAGCCAGUUACAGAGCAACUUCAAUACUUUAAGUCAAAAGAAACAGGAGCUGGAGACCAGAGUCAAUGAUCUCACUGCUGGGAAAAGCCGGUUGGAGACCAGUCUCAACAAUCUAACUGCUGAGAAAAGCCAGUUACAGAGCAACUUCAAUACUUUAAGUCAAAAGAAACUGGAGCUGGAGACCAGAGUCAAUGAUCUCACUGCUGAGAAGAACCAGUUACAGAACAGUUUUAACUCUCUGAGUCAGAAGAAACGGGAGUUAGAAACUGAGCUAAAAAAGUUAUCUGAACAAGCAACUGGCUUCCUUUUCAUGUCUGCUGAGGCAAAGAGCUGGUCUGACAGCAGGCAGUACUGCAGAGAUCGUGGUGGUGAUCUGGUCAUUAUCAAGAGUGAAGAGAAGCAGAGGGCCAUAUCUUCAUUAGUCAGUGAGACAGUGUGGAUUGGUUUGUCUGACAGAGAGUAUGAGGGCUACAUGUAUUGGGUGGAUGAUUCACCACUGUAUCGAGGGUUUUGGCUUAAUGGUGAGCCAAAUGAUCAAGCAGGAAAUGAGGACUGUAUUGAACUGAUCCCUUCACAUCCUGUCCUGAACAACUGGAAUGAUUUCCCAUGCUCAGGGAAGAGAAAAGGGGUUUGUGAAAAAUAGGGUUCAUCACAUCUUGUUGUGGUUUUGCUUCUGUGAUCUUAUAUAAGCAUUCUUAUUUUGAACACAUAAUUUCUGA